AUGAAAUACUUAUGUCUUGGCUGGCAUCCCCAAAGCUCUUGGCUUCACGAGACCAAAGUCUUUAGCGGAGAAAGCGGCUCCUAUGAGAUAGGCCAUCUUUCUAGCACUCCCAUAGUAUUUGCACAGCAUUCAACGAGCAGACCAUAUUUGUUUUACAAUUUAAGCAAUGCAUAUACCGGUCUUGACAGCAGAAUCAUAUCAACUCGUUUAGGUGGUCUCAGAAAACUUGGUGCCUCGAUGACCAGUCCAUGCUUGGACACAGUACUGUCGAAGCUUUACCACAAGAAGCUCUUGGAGGAUUACCACAAGAAGCUCUUGGAGGAUUACCACAAGAAGCUCUUGAAGGUUUACCACGAGGAGAUGGGGGACGCCGCCGCUAUGCCACUUCCAGAUGAGGAUGACAAGAACUACACGACGAAGCAGCACUACACAGGCCUGUUCAGGAUGAGUCAAGUCAAUCAUAUACAGGAUGGCGAGAAGGAGUCAAGUCAACCAUAUAAUGGCGAGAAGGAGUCAAGUCAAUCAUAUACAAGAUGGAGAGGUCACUACUCAGCAUCGAAUGGAAGCAAGGGAGAGAUACGCAAAGACAACACUUCAGGCGAACAUGGGUGA
Botrytis deweyae is the source of this 612-nucleotide messenger RNA. RefSeq lists its product as uncharacterized. The transcript has 2 exons. NCBI's taxonomy places the organism in Eukaryota, Fungi, Ascomycota, Leotiomycetes, Helotiales, Sclerotiniaceae. The record is from RefSeq and is a predicted model, not a curated record. The coding region runs from base 1 to 612 and encodes 203 amino acids.